CACACUAAAAAGCGCAAGCAAGCAGUGAUUUCCUAGCAGCGUGGAACGACGCCAACGUUAGACCAGAUUCAUUCUAUCGUCACAAUGGAUCCACGAUUGAACGUUAUCGAGGCAGCGCAGCAACGGAACGCGGUUUACGCGUACUGCGCUGGUCUUUUGGCCAUCAAAAUGUUCAUUGUUGCCUUUUCUACCGGAUUUGUUCGCAUGAAGAAGAAGGUCACUGUAAAUGAAGAAGAUGCCAAAAGAAACAUGACUCUAAAUACCGAAGAGGACCCUGCUGUCGCUAGAGUCAAAAGGGCUCACUUGAACGAUUUGGAGAACAUUCCAAUGUUCCUGAUCAUUUCUCUAAUGUGGAUCAGCACAUCGCCGGACAUAGUUGAGUGCCACGUUUUGAUGUGGCUUUACACCUUCGUCAGAUACGUCCACACCGCCGUGUACGCAUACUAUCCUGUGCCCCAACCUGCGAGAGGAAUAUGUUUCAUUGUCGGAACCCUGAUCACACUCUACAUGGUCGUCAGGAACUUCAUUUAUUAUGCUGACUUCUUCAGAACAGUUUAAAGUCUAUUAAUUUCCUCUUGGUUUUGGUUAAAAGUGGAUCAAACCACAUAGUCGCAUCGAUCCACAUCAGAGUGUUUAUCUCUCCUUUCGUUAGAUAAGAAUCAAAAAAUAGUGUCAUAAAUUAACCUUCUUCAUAAAUUCAUUCUGUAAUUAUUCGUUGUAAUAAAAUUGCAUAAAUUUUCAAUUCAAAAA
This is a messenger RNA of Cloeon dipterum, 750 nucleotides long. RefSeq names its product microsomal glutathione S-transferase 1-like. The transcript is spliced from 3 exons. The coding region runs from base 85 to 558 and encodes 157 amino acids. Lineage: Eukaryota; Metazoa; Arthropoda; Insecta; Ephemeroptera; Baetidae. Gene Ontology annotation, cellular component: membrane. The record is from RefSeq and is a predicted model, not a curated record.